AUGUCUUUUAGGAAACAACUCUCUGGUAAUAUGAAAAGGAAAAAAAAGGCAAAGGAUAACGAAAUUGCCAUAAGUUUAAACGGAUCUCUUAAUAAAUUUUUCUCUACAAAGAAUGAGUUAGUUAAAAAUUUGAGAGAAAAUGAUGUUGGUGAAGAGUCACAAAAUGUUGUUGGAGAGUCUCAUGACCAUGAAAAUGGUAGUGAUUUGGAAGAAAAUGUUGGUGAUGAGUCUCAAGACCAUGAAAAUGGUGGUGAUGUGGAUUUAAAUGUUGAUGAUGAUCAUAUUGGUGUAGAGGAAAAUAUUGAAUCUCCUGAACCUAUUAUCCAUUUAAAUAUUUAUGAUCCAAGAGUUUGGGAUGAUCUUAAUAAAGAAAUGAGAGAUUUACUUGUAGAAAAGGGACCAAUUCGAGAAACUAAUCUCACUUAUCCUAAGGACAAACUCUCUAGAAAAUUUUCCUCACACUACUAUGAUCGAAAAUUACUAACAGGUGAAAUUUAUGAUAGGAAAUGGCUCGUGUACUCAAAAGAGUUGGAUAAAGUCUUUUGCUUUUGUUGUAAAUUGUUUAAAACAAUUGCCUCAAAAAGUGAGAUAGCAAAAGAUGGAAUUAAUGAUUGGAGACAUCUUGGUGUGAAGCUUGACCAACAUGAAAAGAGUAAAGAGCAUUUCACUAAUUCGAGAACUUGGUUUGAGUUGAAAAGUAGAUUGACAAAAAAUCAGACAAUUGAUAAAGAAUUUCAAAUGCGAAUCAAGAAAGAGACAAAUCAUUGGAAACAAGUGAUGCUCAGAAUUAUUGUUGUUGUGAAAUGUCUUCCCAUACGUAGCUUAGCAUUUCAUGGAACAAAUGAAAGACCUUACGAAGACUCUAAUGGCAACUUCUUAGGUUUACUUGAAAUGAUUGUGGAGUUUGAUCCAAUAAUGCAAAAGCAUUUUCAACUCAUUGAGAAUAAAGAGAUUCAUCAUCACUAUUUGAGCCACAAAAUCCAAAAUGAGUUUAUAGCUACUUUAGCUUCAAAAGUCAAAACCGCAAUCAUUAAAAAGGUAAAAGAAGCCAAAUUUUUUUUAGUCAUUCUUGAUUGUACUUUUGAUGCAAGUUAUGUGGAACAGAUGACUUUAAUUUUGAGAUGUGUUGACUUGUCAAGUAGGUCAAUAAAUAUAAGGGAGUAUUUCAUGGAGUUUUUAAGUGUGGAAGAUACAUCAGGACAAAGACUUUUUAAUGAGUUGCAAGAUGUCCUAAAGUCUCUUGAUCUUGAUAUUGAUAAUGUGAGGGGACAAGAUUAUGAUAGUGGAUCUAACAUGAAAGGGAAACACCAAGGUGUCUAG
This is a messenger RNA of Malus domestica (apple), 1320 nucleotides long. RefSeq lists its product as uncharacterized. Lineage: Eukaryota; Viridiplantae; Streptophyta; Magnoliopsida; Rosales; Rosaceae. The record is from RefSeq and is a predicted model, not a curated record.